This is a messenger RNA of Paramecium pentaurelia, 784 nucleotides long. The record is from the annotation of a GenBank genome assembly. Lineage: Eukaryota; Ciliophora; Oligohymenophorea; Peniculida; Parameciidae.
UUAUGUUUGAAGGUACUCGAUUACAAUACAUCGUUCCAGGAUAUACUGGGCAUAUUCCGAAAAGUUUUUUCGAAUAACAAGUUGGAUACUACUAAGAAGAAAAACCAUAAAAUCACAUACCAGGUAAUUAGACUUAAUUAUUCUUAUUUUAGGUUAUGCAGGAGAGAUAAAAUCAAUGAAAGCUGAAAAUUUAUUCGCUUAAACUUAUGGCAAAAUUACAUACUCAAUUUAACAUGAUGACUAUUACAAGGGUUAAGAUGUGCCACCUGAAUUAAGAUAUAAAUCAUAGCUAAAAGACACUUAUCAAAAUUAGAAUAACGUACAGUUAAGAACAGCAGCUGAAAUCGUAGGUGUGAAGCCCAAGCCUAUUGAAUAUAAGAUUGUAAUAUCCUUUCUUAAUUCAUCAUUAGCCUUAAACUGAAACUGCUAAAACUUUUUUCAAAGUAGAUUAGCAAGGAAAUCCAUAAUUGAGAGAAUCUUUAUAAAAUUGGAAGAGUGAAUAAGAAUAGCAUUCAGAAGCAAUAGAUGAAGCAACACAUAAAUUUUAUGGUGACCCUGGGUAAAAAGUGCCGAGUAAAAUAUAUUUUUAUAUCAUAGUACCACUUGGAACACCUUUACCUGGAUAUACUGGUAUGUAAAAAAGAGUAGUAGCAGCAAAUAUUUUUGGCUAAACCUUUGCAAAUGCUCGUAAAACAGCAUUAUAGGAUGAUGCUAAAAUCAAGGAUGAAAAAAUGAAUACAUUUAAACAAUAGGCUUCAUUUAUACCAGCUUUAAAAAGAUGAUU